AUGACACAGGAUCAAGACAAUUCAAAUCGACAAUCGUCUAAUGAGUCUAGCAGUCUAUAUGAAGCAGCACAUAAUCUAGUCAAUGCAUUCAAUCAAUAUGUCUGGCCACAAAGAGCAGAAUCAAACCAACUGAACAUUUCCUCCUCCUCCUCAUCAAACAACAACAAUUCACAGGCUUUUGUUGGUACUUCUUUCCGUAAUAGGUACCUCGUUGGUAACCGACAGUAUUCGUUGGUACAGGACAAGGGAGUACAGACCGACCCGAUAGAUAUGAUAAUAAGAGAUUUAAAAAGAGAGGAUAAUAAGAAUGAAAAGAACACCUUGAAGUUGGUAGAAGCUGAUCACCAGCGAGUCAUUAGCCUUGAGAAUGAAAUAACCCGCAUGAAGAAGCAGUUGGUAUUACAAGGAGUAUCUUUUCAUACACCUUCAAGUCUUGGUAAUCAAAAGGUGACAAAGCCAAGACAACCUAUUCUUGCUCACAGUCUUGCCGGUGCUCGUCGCGUCAUGCCUGAAUCUGGCUUUGUACGUAGUCUAUAUAGCCCUCAAGCCAACAAGACAGAUGAUAGACACAAGAUUACGAUGCAAAGUAUAGUAAAAGAAAUACCCAAGCCCUUUCUUAUAUAA
This is a messenger RNA of Phycomyces blakesleeanus NRRL 1555(-), 624 nucleotides long. RefSeq lists its product as hypothetical. NCBI's taxonomy places the organism in Eukaryota, Fungi, Mucoromycota, Mucoromycetes, Mucorales, Phycomycetaceae. Bases 1 to 624 code for a protein of 207 amino acids. The record is from RefSeq and is a predicted model, not a curated record. The transcript is spliced from 5 exons.